GGUCAUAUGUUGGGAACAGAACUGGUCACCGGUCCAAGGAUGAAAAAUAAAGACGAAGAGCACCGCACAGAGGUGGCAAGUGAACCGUUGUUGCCAUUGACCAGUGAGAGGUCAGCGAAGAGGUGGCAGAAAAUGUUGAGGGACCCUUGGUACGCGGAAUUGUACGAUAUAAUGACAGAGGGUGAAGCGAAGUCUCCCCAGUUGAUCAUCGAAGAGUCAUCCGACAUUAUGGGAAAAACGAAAGUCGGGGACAUGACGAGAACGAGAGAAGAGCAGACUGACAUUAAUGAUGAGGACGACUUGUUCUCCAUGGAACCGUGUCAGCGGCGUCGAGAACCGUCCACCCAAGGCGUCCGAGAAGAGGUCGCGGGAAAACAGAUGUCAAAGGUGCACCGCAGGACAAAGAAGAGAAUCACGUACAAAAAUGACAAAAUGGUGGAGACGAUCGAUCUGAGAGGCUCGGACAAUAUGCACAGUGCGGCCCGAGAGGAAGCAGAAGAGGAACACGAUCAGUCCAUAUCAAAAAAGUUUGACGGGGAGGAGGACGAGGCAACAAGCGAAGAGGGAGGUGACAGUAAUACUUCUGACGGACAUUUACGCGACACUCACGAGGCUGAUGACGAGGACUGGAGGAGCAGCGAUGGCACAGCGCAGGACGAGGGCGGUGACGGGGCAGACGAAGACGAGAGGGAACCUGAACGUAGAGGCGAGGGGGGCGCAGCCGACGCACCCCCAAUCGACAGCCAAGUAGUGAGGCACGACAACACAGUUCAAAAAGGUAAACAAAAUGUGUUGUAAUUGCUCCCCUUGCAUAACGAUUACGUGGUAACGACGCAAAGUGAUGACAUUUCCUUAAUGCGAGGAUGUCGCUGUGAUGAACGAACAGUUGAAACGGGCUGUCGAAUUUCGCAGAUGGCACGAACCCGCAAAGAAAAGUGUGCGCGAGCAGGGGAGGACAGCAACAAGCCAAUCAAGAAAGCGGCGUAUU
Molecule: messenger RNA, 988 nt
Organism: Chara braunii
Lineage: Eukaryota; Viridiplantae; Streptophyta; Charophyceae; Charales; Characeae
Source: the annotation of a GenBank genome assembly